AGGCGGCGCCGGCCAAGCCUCCUCCCAUGGUGCCGCCGGUGCCUGCACCCACCAUGUCACCCAUGGAGGCAGCGAAGGAAGAGAGGAAAAAACCCGUGCAGCCGAAGAAGCCCACGGUAAAGAACGAUGCUCCAGGGCCCAUGCAGGUAGCUCCGGGGCCUGUGCCCAAAGAGGCGCCGCCGCUCAUUGCCUCAUCCACCGAGUUCCCCACCUUGGGUGGAGGUUCUGAGGAGCACGUGGUCAUGGCGCCGGCGGAGAGCUCUGCGGGCGGCUUCUGGGAGCGUCCCAUGCGCCCCGUGAAGGUCGGCGGCGAUCCGCCCAUCGCCCCGGGGAGGUCGACGGAUCCGAAAGCCAAGGCUGCACAAAAGCAGCAGCAGAAGGCGAAGGAUGAGGAAAAGAGUGAGUUGCGUCGGGCACAGGUGAAGGAACUGCUGACGGAGUAUGGCAUCACUCUGGAGGAGCCGAUGGUCAACUUCGUCAUGUCCGUGAACGGCUCUUCAGAGGUUGCCGACUAUUUGGAGGCUCUGAAGGUCACGGAUGCGGAGAACGCGCGGCGCUUCGGGGAGGCCUUCUUGGCCAAGGGCCUGGUGGAGAAGGUGGAGAAAACCAAGGAGGCGCCUCCAAAGCGGAAACACCGGAUCAAGGGGAAGGAGGUGGACCCAUCCAUGCUGGGAUUCACUGCUGUGCCACGUGGUCACUAUGAAAGCUGAGGGGUGGAAACAUGGGCUGCUCUGGGUCACAACUUCCCCCGGGAGCCAGGCACCCAAGUCGCGUCG
Messenger RNA from Cladocopium goreaui, 776 nucleotides. The record is from the annotation of a GenBank genome assembly. Lineage: Eukaryota; Dinophyceae; Suessiales; Symbiodiniaceae.